AGAACUUUGGCUCCCUGACUCAAUUAUUGAAGCCUCUUCAAACAUUUCUUCAAGUCUCUUAAUUAGUCUAUAGAGAGAGGUGAGUAGAUUCAAGUCCUAAUCACCGUGUUAGUCUGUUAUUCUUCUACCGAAAGGCGUAUGUGGCUGCCUUUAGGAUAAACAAUCUUCUUUCCAAGUGCGGGGACUUGAGACGACAACAUCCCAGCUUCACGUCAGGUCUAUUCUUAGAGACAGCACUCAAACCGUUUCUAUAAUCAGUCACCACCGAGAGGAUGUCUUCAAUUACGAUUGCCACUCUCCCCCGCAUGAGUCGCGAUGCGCUCUCAGCUCUCCUCCUCUCACCCAGCACACCCAGCAAAUUCGCCAUCAUCGACGUUCGAGACUCCGACCACGUCGGCGGACACAUCCACACCUCUACCUGGGUGCCCAGCUCGACGCUCGACUUCCGCAUGCCGGAGCUCGUCCGCACGUUACAGCAUAAGGAGACGGUUGUCUUCCACUGCGCGCUCAGCCAGCAGCGCGGGCCCUCUGCUGCGCUGCGGUAUGCCCGGGAACGCGAACGCGUGCUUGGCCCAGAAGAGAGCCAGAAACAGGAGGUCUACGUGCUCGACGGCGGGUUUGUCCGGUGGCAGGAGAAGUAUGGGAAAGAUACUCGCUUGACAGAGGCGUAUGUGGAGGAUAUCUGGAGGGAAUACUAGAUCUCGACCUUAUGAAUAUGCAAGAAUACAAGAAUACAAGGAUUCAAGAGCUGUCUCUUUGUUGCUGGCGACGAUAGGCAAGUGUCUGGAG
Molecule: messenger RNA, 789 nt
Organism: Penicilliopsis zonata CBS 506.65
Lineage: Eukaryota; Fungi; Ascomycota; Eurotiomycetes; Eurotiales; Aspergillaceae
Exons: 2
Coding region: 273-698 (141 amino acids)
Cellular component (GO): cytoplasm; nucleus
Molecular function (GO): protein tyrosine phosphatase activity
Source: RefSeq, a predicted model, not a curated record